ACUCCCUUCCUGGAGCUCAGUGGGGGCUCAGCAAGAGACACAACCGGGAACUAUGUCUUUUCUACACUGCUGUGAGCUGGACAGAAAGAGAAAGCUUUCCUCCGUCAACUUUUCUGCCUGUCUUGGUACUGUAUAUGGUGCGAGAACAACUGCACGUAGCAGCCUUCAGUGAGGGACUUUGGACUUCUGCUCAAGCUUUCCCGAAGGAAUACACAGUAUUUCAGGCUGCAGGAAGAUGUUCUGGCGAAAACAUGUUAGAAUUCUUUUCACUGUGACUCUGAUUUGGCAGGCCAUUCAUUUAGGAAAAGGCCGUGAAAAAGAACAUGAAAAAGAUGUGAAAAAUUUCAACGACACAGCGCAAAAGCAAUCGCCUAAGAAUUCAGUGACAAUUAUAGAUGCUUUCAGUGACAUGAAUCAGAGUUACCAAAGCAGAAAGCAACAGAAUUCCAGAGAAUUUGUACCUUUCACCGGGAUUACAGAGAGUAAAAAUCUGAACAGAAACUGCUGCCAAAACGGGGGCACCUGCAUCCUAGGGGCUUUCUGUGCAUGCCCAAAGCAUUUUAGUGGCCGACACUGUGAACUAAGAAAGUGCGGCAGCAUCAUCCAUGGCGACUGGGUGAUGAAGGGCUGCUGGCUGUGUCGGUGUCUCUAUGGCACUCUGAAGUGUCUCUCUCAAAACACACAAGACGGCUGUGAUUUAUGCACCUAGUUCCCAUUUAGACGAUCUUUAUCAACAAAGAAAUGUAGCAGACACGUUCAAGGGGAACCCAUACAAAGGUAAGCCAAAAUUGACUGCAGAAUCACUGCUUCAAUGCUAACAGUCAUUACUUAGAAAGACUGCAGUUCUAUCUCCAAAAGAGGACAGCAAGCUAGGAUGCGAAGACAAACAGAAAGAACUAAAUGUCAAUGGAUCUGCUCCCAUCAUCAUAUAAAAGCAGUAGGACACCUCACAGGGACAAUAAGAAACAUGUAAUAAUAUAUAUUUGGACUUAGUGAUAUCUCGUCUUCACCUUGAAAAGGGUAUAUAUAUCUGUAGAAGCUUCAGGGGAAAAAUAUGUAGGAAGCACUUAACGUAAAAAUUUACGCAACAGUGAAAACUGCAGCAAGUUCUCUCCACUGUGAACAUAAAAUUUAGAAGAAAUUUGAUCCUUCCAGCAAAUCAUGUGGGAAUAUACUUGUUCACCAGGAGACAAAGAUGCUAUUUGAUACAGCUGUUAAAGAAAGUGUUUUUGCAGAGAGUCUGCUUGAUAAAAGCCUACAGAGUCAAUGGGCUGGCACUGCUUUGUGAAUGUUUGCUUGUACAUAUACGUGUCUGUGGAUAAAAGGGAUUCUGCAGCAGGUUUUGAUGCAGUAAUUAUUGAAGUACAACCAGUGAAGAAAGAGAAAGCCCGAAGAAGAUGGAUAAGAUGACAUAUAAUUACCAGUCUGUUUGCUGACUCAUUGCAAAUCAUAACAGUAAAAGACACAAACCUGAAUCACAAGCAACAUCACUGUGUUAAAGUAUGAUUAUAUCAGUAGAAUGCUUGUGAACCCUGACCAAGAUUGAAAAUUUGCUGUGCUAGGCACUGCACAAGCACAUAAGAAUGAAAUGCCCUAAGCAGCUGACAAAACCUAAUGAAUUAUUUUCUUACUGUUAAUAAAGUGCCUAUCACCACAGAGCUCCAAACUACAAAGUAAAAUCCUGAGUGUGCAUGUGCCCCUUCUUCUUUCGUGUUUCUAUCAUCCCUGUUGAUUUUGCUGCUUUUUUUUCCAUCUUCUCCAUGCUGUUCCUAGACCCCAACACUGGUAAAUGCAUAAUUCACCAGAAGAUGGCAUCAUUAGAAGUUAAUAAUAAGAAUUCUCAACUUUGCAGUCAGAUACAAGUGUGACAUUGAAUAUAACACUAAUGAAUGUCUUCCUGAGCCUCACAGUACUAAUAAAACCUAAUAUAUUGAAAGUAAAUCAGAGCAAGUAUUUGAAUGCAAGCUAUUUUUUUCUUUUUUUCUUUUUCUUUUUUUCUUCUUUAUUUUUAAUUCAGGCUUCAAAAGAGAAAGAUACUGUUAUCUAUUUCUUUGGCUAAAGCCUUACAGCACCCUGUAUUUAUUAAGGCUGUGUAUACUGUCAACAUGUAGCAAAUGCUGUUCAUGUGUUUAGUGUAGAAACAAUGAGAGAUAGUUUUUCUUAGGCAAUUAAGAGAAAGAAAAUUUUGGCCAGUAAGAGGAAAAUACAAUUAGAUAAAGAACUAAAUUUAUGGGCACUAAUGCAGUAUUUUUACAAGCAGUUUUCUUAUGGCCAUUCCACUCAUGUAUUAAAAUCAAACUUGCAGAGAACAAAUAAGUAUAAUUUGACCUACUGCAGGGAGAAGGAGUGAUUCUUGUACCAUUGUGCAAAGCCUUACAGAAAGCAAAAUAACUACCUUUAAUCUUAUUGUUAUAUCAAAGGGAUUCAGGAACCCACUUGCUGGUUAAGUGUAUGAGGAAGACAAAUUACACCAGCCCUGCAUGCAUGGAUUCUGAGGUGCUGAAUACAAAUUUUAAAGGAGUUUUAUCAGAUAGGCAGAUGAAAAGAAUUAACAGAGACCUGUUACUUUUCAAGAGUAUGUGUUUUGCCUGGCUGCUAGCAACUAAAGUUUGUCAGAGUGCCAAGAUACACAUAUUAAAAAGACUUGAAAAUAUUUGUUUUCAAAUAUCAUUAUUUGGUAUAGAUUUUCAGAUUCUGAAACAUUUUAUAUAAUGAAGAUAGAAAACAGAUAUCUUGAUAAUAUCAUUUAGGCACACUAUAAAUAAGUACAUGAUGAUAGAUUAAUUAAAAUAUUCAGCCUUACAGAUCGAUGCUAAAGAGAAAAAUGUGCAAGUGCAUGGAAUAACAUUCCCAAGAGACAAAUUAAGCAUCUGCA
This is a messenger RNA of Gallus gallus (chicken), 2875 nucleotides long. It is a transcript of the gene CFC1, whose product is annotated as cripto, FRL-1, cryptic family 1. The transcript has 6 exons. NCBI's taxonomy places the organism in Eukaryota, Metazoa, Chordata, Aves, Galliformes, Phasianidae. The record is from RefSeq and is a predicted model, not a curated record. Bases 236 to 709 code for a protein of 157 amino acids.